Molecule: messenger RNA, 3437 nt
Organism: Micropterus salmoides (largemouth bass)
Lineage: Eukaryota; Metazoa; Chordata; Actinopteri; Centrarchiformes; Centrarchidae
Gene: slc7a10a
Product: solute carrier family 7 member 10a
Biological process (GO): D-alanine transmembrane transport; D-serine transmembrane transport; amino acid transmembrane transport
Cellular component (GO): membrane
Molecular function (GO): neutral L-amino acid transmembrane transporter activity; L-amino acid transmembrane transporter activity
Source: RefSeq, a predicted model, not a curated record
CAGCCCUAAGAGCGGAGCGUGGUUCAGUCUACAGUAUCUGGACCGGACCGAGGCGAGCAAGAAGCACAUCUGAAAGGCGGAGGCAAUGGAGGACAAAGAGAAAAAGAAGAAGGAUAAAAACUCAUCCACGAGCGACAGAGUCACUAAAAAAGAAAUUGGACUUCUGAGCGCUUGCGCUAUUAUCAUUGGCAACAUCAUUGGCUCUGGAAUAUUCAUUUCACCUAAAGGAGUGUUGGAGCAUGCAGGCUCAGUGGGGCUGUCACUCAUCGUCUGGGUUUGUGGAGGGGGGAUCUGUGCCCUUGGGUCUAUGUGCUAUGCUGAACUGGGUGUCACCAUCCCAAAGUCUGGAGGAGACUAUUCAUAUGUGACAGAAAUCUUUGGAGGGCUAGUGGGCUUCCUGUUAUUAUGGAGUGCCGUCCUCAUCAUGUAUCCGACCACGCUGGCUGUCAUAGCGCUCACCUUCUCCAAUUACGUCUUGCAGCCGGCCUUCCCAAAUUGCCUGCCUCCGUUCAUUGCCACCAGACUCCUCGCCACCACCUGUGUCUUAUUCCUGACCUGGGUGAACUGCUCCAGUGUGCGCUGGGCGACAAGGAUCCAGGAUGUUUUCACUGUAGGAAAACUCCUCGCUUUGGCACUAAUUAUAGUGGUCGGACUCGUCCAAAUCUUUAGAGGUCACUAUGAUGCCCUGCGGCCCAGUGUGGCCUUUGAAUUCAGUCAGGACCCCUCGGUGGGACAGAUAGCGCUGGCCUUCCUUCAGGCCUCUUUUGCCUAUAGUGGCUGGAAUUUCCUCAACUAUGUCACUGAGGAGGUCGUUGAGCCACGCAAGAACUUGCCCCGUGCCAUCUACAUUUCCAUACCACUGGUGACCCUUGUCUACACUAUGACCAACAUUGCCUACUUCUCAUCCAUGACACCUGAGGAGCUGCUGGCCUCCAACGCUGUGGCAGUGACAUUCGGGGAAAAGCUGCUGGGGAUGUUUUCCUGGGUGAUGCCAAUCUCUGUAGCACUGUCCACUUUCGGAGGAAUCAAUGGAUAUCUGUUCACCUCCUCCAGAUUGUGUUUCUCGGGAGCCAGAGAGGGCCACCUGCCCUAUCUGCUGGCUAUGAUCCACCUAAAGAACUGCACUCCAAUCCCCGCCCUGCUGCUCUGCUGCAUUGCCACCAUAUUCAUCCUGUGCAUUGGAGAGACACACAACCUGAUCAACUAUGUGUCCUUUAUCAACUAUCUGUCCUAUGGGGUAACCAUUGCCGGCCUCAUGUACCUCCGCAAGACGAGACCCAACCUGGCCAGACCCAUCAAGGUAAACUUGUUGGUCCCCAUCAGCUACAUGAUAUUUUGGGCUGUGUUGCUGGGCUUCAGUCUGUACUCUGAACCAGUGGUAUGUGGCCUGGGAAUGGUCAUCAUGCUGACUGGAGUCCCUGUAUACUUUGUGGGUGUUCAGUGGAAGGACAAACCUAAAUGGGUCUACAGGCUAGUCGAAAGAGUCACAUACGUGGGCCAGAAGGUGUGCUAUGUGGUGUUUCCUCAGGAAGACCCUUCAGAGACUGAACCCCUCACUGCCUCCAAAGCCACUGACUGAGCAGUGCAGUCAGCCAGGAAUUCCGUUACUACAUCAACACCUGUACUUCCAGUUUUUGUGUUACAGUUUUUCCCCAUUGUUUGCUCAUUUUGAGAAUGUUGAAGAGAUGGUUUCGUCCGUGUUCUUGCACAGGUGCAGCCUGAGUGGAGCUGCAAUGAAGUUCCAGUAUAAAAGAAGCGGAUGGUUGUUACUUAGGGCGUUGCACAUUGAGCCCUAAAGCUGCAGAAUGUGGUUUUGUUUGGCGGUACUGCCGCCCCAUUCUCCGCACCAGUAUGGCGUCUUUCAUACAGAUGUUUAUCUCAUCUUCUCCAUUCAUCUCCAUCUGCCAUCUUCUGUUUUACUUCCAAGAUGUUCUUUUUUAUCACUUUAACUAAGUCCUUGUGCUAAUGUGCCUUAUGAAAUGUGUUGGUAUAGUGUAUUGGUUUGUGCGGGUAUUUUGAUUGUGUAAUAACUUUUAUGAGGUAAAUAUGCAAGCAGUUUCUGCACUUAGCAAUACUUACUGCUAUUCUGUUCUAUUACUGCUGCAACUUCCAGCUCUAUUUCACUUAUUACUCACAUGGUGUUUACUGUUUGUCAACUGUGGAUGAGUAUUUUUUCUGUCUAUAUUUCUGCCAGACUACAGUAUCUGGCCAUUCCUUCUUUACACCCCCUGUUCUCGCCACACUACAUCACUACUCUAUCCUGAGAGAUUCUGUAGGUGCCUCAUAAUAAUAUUAUUGUUAUUAUUAUUAGAGAGAUGAUCUACACGACAAACAUCUUCCGCAGCAAUAUUUACAGCCCAGGAGCGACAGGAGGAUGACAUGGAGUUUGUGGCUGUCAGCUGGAAGAAUGGCCGACUCUCAGAAAUGAAUAAGUUGCAUCAUUACAACACAUGUUAACAGGCUGUUCUUCCAGGUUUUUAAUGUUCACCUGUCUCCUCCUCUGGUCUCUGAGUCGGAAAUCUCAAGCCUCUGUUGAUCAUGUUGCAUUGGAAAUGUUCUCAUCUCUGCCACUGUGAACUCCUACAAGGUGCUUGAAUUGCCAAGACAGUUUAUUAGAUUUCAGAUUUCUCACCUGAUGUUGUGAUACAGCACUUAACAUUAGCAGAAUCCAUAUUGACAGAUAGAUGGGUUGCUGGCAGUGGAUGUUUACUUGUGCAUGGACCUUCACCCACUUCCCCAAAGACACAUCAUCACAAUUCCCCCUGGCCCACUGACUUUUUAUAGAUCAACUGACUUACUGAUACUACUGACAUCACAGUAUAAUAAUCUAAUUGAUUAUAGUCACAUUGACCUACUAUGACCAUUUUGACUCAACAUAUUGACAUAUUAUGGCUCAAUUAAAAUACUAAGGUGCCCACAAAAUAUUAUAGUUGAAUUUUUACUGUGGUCUAUGAGAUAUUGGUGUUAACGUGUAUUUGGGUGAUCUCUUAUAGCACAUGUCUAUAAGCUGUUUAUGUAUGUAAAUACAACAGAAGAUAUGAAGGUUUGGCCCAGUGGCCUUUUUAUCAUGAUGUUAACCAGUAGGUUGGAACUUGGAUUCAACAUUUGGCCCUUUUCCAGCCCAGCAGGUGCUGGGAAUUUCCCCCUGCAUCAAAUCUAUUAAAAGAGACUCGCAGUUAUGACGACAUGUAUGUCUUGUCUGCCAUGCUGAGGCGCUGUUAGUUCAGUUGAGAUCUGUAAAUACUGUGUAAAGUUAAAAAAGCUGUUACAAAUGCGCCAGGGACUCCUACAGAGAUCACAUUCCUCAGACGUGUCAUACAGUCAUAUACUGUACAACUGGUGGGUGUAUGUUUUGUAAAAGAGUGUGAAGUUGUACAAGAAUAACAAUGUAACUUAAUUGCUUAUUAAAUAUAGCAACUUCUAAGACUUAUGUUUUC